Dromiciops gliroides (monito del monte) is the source of this 5776-nucleotide messenger RNA. RefSeq names its product WD repeat domain 11 (gene WDR11). The coding region runs from base 271 to 3948 and encodes 1225 amino acids. The record is from RefSeq and is a predicted model, not a curated record. Gene Ontology annotation, molecular function: protein binding. The transcript is spliced from 29 exons. Lineage: Eukaryota; Metazoa; Chordata; Mammalia; Microbiotheria; Microbiotheriidae. Gene Ontology annotation, cellular component: cytoplasm.
GCCCCGCCGCCCAGCUGGCGACAAGCCGCCUGAGACCCAGGCGCUCUUCUAAGGGCGGCAGGCCCAGCCGUAGGCUCCGCGGAACAGCUCGGCGCCAGCUCGGAGCGCGCCCGGACCCUUGUGGGCGACGGACGGAGGGAUGGGCGGAGCGCGGCGCUUCCGCCGCUCGCUUCCUGGUUGCCGGGGAUAGCGGAGCCACUGUUGGCCCCUGGCUGGGUGCUGCUGCCCCGUGUCCUGCUGAGGCCGUGGCUCGGGACGCGGGCCUAGGAGAUGUUGCCCUACACGGUGAACAUCAAACUGUCGGCGAGGACCCUCACCGGGGCCCUCAACGCCCACAACAAGGCGGCUGUGGACUGGGGCUGGCAAGGUUUAAUUGCUUAUGGAUGUCAUUCACUUGUGCUUGUAAUUGAUUCUAAUACUGCCCAGACUCUUCAAGUUUUAGAAAGGCAUAAAGCUAAUGUUGUGAAGGUUAAAUGGGCCAAAGAAAAUUACCACCAUAAUAUUGGUUCCCCAUAUUCUUUACGCUUAGCUUCUGCUGACAUCAAUGGUAAGAUCAUUGUUUGGGAUGUAGCAACUGGAGUAGCUCGAUGUGAAAUACAAGAACACAACAAACCUAUUCAGGACAUGCAAUGGUUAUGGAAUCAGGAUGCUUCCCGAGAUUUGCUACUUGCUAUUCAUCCACCCAACUACAUUGUGCUAUGGAAUGCAGACACUGGCACCAAACUUUGGAAGAAGAGUUAUGCAGAAAACAUACUUUCUUUUUCCUUCGACCCCUUUGAUCCUUCACAUUUAACUUUACUCACCAGUGAGGGGAUUGUAUUCAUCUCAGACUUCUCUCCAUCCAAAGCUCCUGCCAGCUCAGGAAAAAAAGUUUACAUAUCCAGUCCACAUUCAAGCCCAGCUCAUAACAAGGCAGUGGCAGCCACAGGUGCCAAGAAGGCUCUCAAUAAAGUGAAAAUAUUGAUCACUCAAGAGAAACCUAAUGCCGAAUCUGUGACACUCAAUGAUUGUCUUCAGUUGUCAUACUUACCUUCCAAAAGGAAUCACAUGUUGUUGCUUUAUCCGAGAGAAAUUCUAAUCCUUGACCUUGAAGUAAACCAGACAGUUGGUGUAAUUGCAAUAGAGAGAACAGGAGUACCAUUUCUACAGGUAAUCCCCUGCUUUCAGCGUGAUGGCUUAUUUUGCCUACAUGAAAAUGGUUGCAUAACUUUAAGAGUUCGAAGAUCUUAUAAUGCUAUUUUUGGGAAUUCAAAUGAAGAGUCAGAUCCAGACCCAGUUCAGGAGCUGACCUAUGAUUUGCGAAGCCAGUGUGAUGCAAUUAGAGUGACCAAAACUGUCCGUCCAUUCAGUAUGGUGUGUUGUCCUGUUAAUGAAAAUUCUGCUGCUCUCAUUGUGAGUGAUGGGAGAGUCAUGAUAUGGGAAUUGAAGUCUACUGUUUCUUAUAGAAACUUUCGUAACAGCAGUUCAGGUACAUCACCUUUAUAUUCACCAAUAUCUUUCUGUGGAAUUCCUGUAGGAGCAUUACAGAAUAAACUUCCAGACCUUUCUUUAGAUAAUAUGAUUGGGCAAAGUACAAUUGCUGGAGAAGAGCACCUAAGAGGCCCUACCUUGCAGGAAGUACAUUUGAAAUUUCUGCUCACAGGACUUCUUUCAGGACUUCCUUUGCCACAGUUUGCCAUCCGUAUGUGCCCACCGCUUACCACAAAAAAUAUAAAACAGUAUCAGCCACUGCUUGCUGUUGGCACAAGUAAUGGUUCUGUACUGGUGUACCAUCUUACCAGUGGACUGUUGCACAAGGAAUUAAGUAUUCACUCUUGCGAAGUCAAAGGCAUUGAAUGGACGAGUUUGACUGGUUUUCUUUCAUUUGCCACCUCAACACCCAACAACUUGGGAUUAGUGAGAAAUGAGCUUCAGCUGGUUGAUCUUCCAACAGGCAGAAGCAUUGCAUUUCGUGGUGAGAGGGGCAAUGAUGAGCCAGCCAUUGAAAUGAUUAAAGUGUCUCAUUUGAAACAGUAUUUGGCAAUUGUAUUCAAAGAUAAACCCCUAGAGUUAUGGGAUAUCAGAACCUGCACACUCUUGAGAGAAAUGUCAAAAAACUUUCCCACAGUGACUGCUUUGGAGUGGUCACCAUCUCACAAUUUGAAGAGUUUAAGAAAGAAACAACUAGCUACUCGAGAGGCUAUGGCCCGACAAACUGUAGUCUCUGAUGCAGAACUUAGUAGUGUAGAAUCUUCUGUGAUCAGCUUGUUGCAGGAAGCAGAAAGUAAAUCUGAGCUGAGCCAGAACAUCUCUGCCCGGGAGCAUUUUGUGUUUACUGAUACUGAUGGGCAAGUUUAUCAUCUCACAGUUGAAGGCAACUCAGUAAAGGACAGUGCUCGAAUUCCUCCAGAUGGGAGCAUGGGUAGUAUUACAUGCAUUGCUUGGAAAGGUGAUACAUUGGUUCUUGGAGAUGUGGAUGGAAACCUAAAUUUUUGGGAUUUGAAAGCCAGAGUAUCUAGAGGAAUACCAACACACCGAAGUUGGGUGAGGAAGAUCCGAUUUGCCCCUGGUAAAGGAAACCAAAAAUUAAUAGCUAUGUAUAAUGAUGGAGCUGAAGUCUGGGAUACUAAAGAAGUUCAGAUGGUGAGCAGUUUAAGAAGUGGAAGAAAUGUCACCUUCCGAAUAUUGGAUGUGGACUGGUGUACAUCAGAUAAAGUGAUCUUAGCAUCAGAUGAUGGAUGUAUUAGAGUCCUAGAGAUGUCAAUGAAAUCAGCAUGCUUUAGAAUGGAUGAACAAGAAUUAACAGAACCUGUGUGGUGUCCCUAUCUCCUUGUUCCAAGGGCUGCCUUAGCCUUAAAAGCAUUCUUGCUACACCAGCCAUGGAAUGAACAGUAUUCUUUGGACAUUUCACAUGUUGAUUAUCCAGAAAGUGAAGAUGUUAAAAAUCAGCUGCAAGAACAAUUGAAUUCCUUGUCUAAUGACCUAAAGAGGCUCUUGCUUGAUCCUGAAUUUACAAUCUUGCAGAGAUGCCUGCUUGUUGCAAGGCUGUACGGUGAUGAAUCAGAGCUGCAUUUUUGGACUGUUGCUGCCCAUUAUUUGCACAGUUUAUCCCAGGAAAAAUCAGAGAGCUCAAUAGACACUGAUAAUAUUUCCCUGCCUCAGGAAAAGGUGACCAACCCACUGGAUAUUUGUUAUGACAUACUCUGCGAAAAUUCAUAUUUUCAGAAAUUUCAGCUGGAAAGGGUGAAUCUACAAGAAGUAAAACGGUCAACUUAUGAUCACACAAGGAAGUGUGCAGACCAGCUUCUUCUUUUGGGUCAGACAGACAGAGCUGUGCAGUUGCUUUUGGAAACCAGCGCAGAUAACCAGCACUAUUACUGUGAUUCACUGAAAGCUUGUUUGGUGACAACCGUCACUUCAUCUGGCCCUUCUCAGAGUACCAUUAAGUUGGUUGCUACCAAUAUGAUAGCCAAUGGCAAGUUGGCAGAGGGAGUUCAGUUACUCUGUCUCAUAGACAAAGCUGCUGAUGCUUGCCGCUAUUUACAGACAUAUGGUGAAUGGAAUCGAGCAGCAUGGCUUGCAAAAGUUCGUUUAAAUUCGGAGGAAUGUGCUGACGUUUUGAAACGAUGGGUUGAUCAUCUUUGCUCUCCACAAGUCAAUCAGAAAUCAAAGGCCAUCUUGGUCCUUCUGUCCCUAGGCUGCUUUACAAGAGUGGUGGAGAUGCUACACAGCAUGAGGUAUUUUGAUAGAGCUGCCUUAUUUGUUGAAGCUUGUCUAAAGUAUGAUACACUUGAAGUAAAUGAAGACACAAAAAAAUUAAUCCUGGCAGUAUAUGCAGAUUAUGCCCGAAGUUUGAAGAACCUCGGUUUUAAACAGGGAGCUGUCUUUUUUGCCUCAAAAGCUGGAGCAGCUGGUAAAGAUUUAUUGAAUGAGCUGGAACAGUCUAAGACUGAAAUGACUGAAGAAUGACAAAUUUAUGUACACCAUAAGGAUUUGGCAUUGGCAAGAAGGUAGAUAGUUUAACUGAUCUUGCCAUUAGUCACAGUCAUAAUUCAGAGAAUGAUGUGGAUGCCAUCAAAAAAUGUAUCUUGUAAACAGUGUACUUGUAAGGUGUCUUAUCUUGUUAUAAAGCUGUAUGUGCAAAAUAGUACCCAAGGAUGUAACUUUUUAGAAGCAACUUCUGUAUCCUAUGUUUAUCAUGUGAAAAAUAUAAAACACUUCGGAUUUUGUGACUAUAUUAAAGUUUUAUAAAAUUUUGGAGAGACCUAAAAAUUCCUGAAAUGUACUUUUUUAUUUUAUGAUCUUAGAGUACAAGAGACAGGGUAAAUGCUUGUCAUUUGCUGAAAAUCUGGGAUAUUUAAAAAAUAUAUAUAUAGUGAAAGCUCUAUGGGAAAAUUAGAGUUCCUUUGCACUGUAUAUUUAGAUAUGUGUGUAUAUGUAUGUAUAUGCAUACAUACACACACAGAGGAUUAGGAUCAUUAGGAGGCAAAAAUAUUUUAAUAAAUCUGUUUCACAAAAGCGUUCUUUGCUUUUUCUUGCCUUGAACACACAUCACCCUUACAGUUAUUUGGACUGAUGCGUCUGUUUUUUGCACCAUCUUAGAUUCAUAGCUCAGAAGGUGAAUUCUACCUUGUCGUUGAUGAGUACCUUUGAAUUUUUCCAUUUAGUAGCAUAGAUCUUUUGGAAGGGGAUGCAGCAAGGGAGGGGAGAUAAUGGCAUUUUUCCAUUGUAAAACAUUCUUUUAAAAAUAACUUCUUCUGCAUCUUAACAUAUUUUGUUUUCCUUCUCAUUCUUGGUGCUUUAUUUCAGCAAAUCUGAGACAGACAUGUUCUUUUUACUUAUACUUGUGAUUGACAGGAAUAUUUUAGAAAUCAAACCUGACUGAAAUGUCACACUUAAACUGAAUGAAAGUAGAACGUCAACAUUUUUAGUUAGUGAAUUCAAUUCUGAAAUCAUUUGAAACUAUUACAUGACUUUAAAAUCUUUAUUUUAAGCAACUGUACAAAUUUCUAUAUUAUAACUACUUAAAAUAAUUAUUUCCUAUGUUUAAAAAAAGAUGAAUUUGCAGUUAUCCAAUGUAUGAGAGCUACAUAUGUUUUUAACACUAAAAGUUUUUCCUCCCAUGUGAAAAUGGUAUUUAUCAUAAAUAAAGUUAAAAUGUUAACUAUAUAAUGAAACGAUCAACUCAUAGUUUUUUAUAUACAUUAAAAUGUGACUUCCACUUCUAUAAACAGGAGACUUAAAUGUUUUAGCUAUAAUGUGUCUUGUCUUCCUGCCAAAUGCUCUGUAUACCACAAUGUACAUUCCAUUCACUGGAUUACAAACAAAAAUCUAUAUAAUUAUGUUGAUGUGGGAAAAAUAAAUACACAGAAAGACUUGCCUUAAGGAUUAACUUUUAAGCAAUCAAGGGAAGUGUUAACAUAAACAAAGCACUCUAAACACACCCCUUGGAAUAUUUAUCAUUAGGCCUCAGUAGAAUGUACUUUAUGCAUCAUCUACAUAUGACAUAGAAAAAUAGUUCUUUUAGAAUGCAUGAUUGAGGGACAUUUAACUUUGAAUUAUGUUCCAUAUCAUGGGAAUCUUAAGUGUACAUUUUGGAUUUCUGGUCUUGUGAUGUCAUGUUCAAGUGACCUCAUUCUUGAGAUCUCUAUUUUCACUUUGUAGUCUGAGUGUUGUAUUUGUAUUUAGUGUUCAGCUUUAAUCACUACCUUCUGUAUGUGAUGUCGAUGGUAUUAAAUCAUUUCAAAGACUCAUUUAAAGUCACACACAAAAAAUAAAAAGGUGAACAAUGUCAAAA